Molecule: messenger RNA, 1884 nt
Organism: Diaporthe batatas
Lineage: Eukaryota; Fungi; Ascomycota; Sordariomycetes; Diaporthales; Diaporthaceae
Exons: 3
Coding region: 1-1884 (627 amino acids)
Source: RefSeq, a predicted model, not a curated record
AUGAAAGGUGAUAUUAUCAGUGUAGCCGUCCUCAAAAGAAAGAAGGAAGAAGACAAACAGAACAGUUCCAGGAAGGUUGAGAUCAGCAAUGAAUUGGAGGUGACCGACUGGAAGAGUCUGUUUGAAAAGCAUAGCCACGAGUUCUCAUCGGCAAUCACGCAUGACGUGCGAGUCUCAUUGGAGAGUGCAGACAUGUUCUCGGGGGAUGACAUUCUGAGGGAAGCCAGGCUGAGGGAACUCCGCCUUUUGUCACAGCUGUGUGGUUAUGGAAGAGUGAUCUUGACUGGAACCCCUUCAAUAAAUCGCCUUCCCUCAAACUUGCACGCCGUGGUCCUGCGCCAUGUUGGCACCUCAGAUGUCCAGCUCGACAAUUCUCAUAACCCGUUGCUUACGGGGUCGUCCUUUGAGCUGAUACCCGACCCAGCACUGGAAAUACCAUAUCUCUGGGUUGACUCACUCUGCAUCCUCCAAGAUGAUGCGGAAGAUUGGCGUCAGGAGGCUUCUGAGAUGGGAGUUAUCUAUAGUCGGUCGGCGCUGACUAUAACCACGCCAUAUAACAGCCAGUGUGAUCAGAGCCUGAACGCGCCCAACGAAAACCAAGAUGAUUCAUCUUGGCCUCGGCUACGAUGGGAACAUCGUCGCGGCGAAAUGACGGUCACGGGUUCUGUUACAGUGCGGCCAAGAGUGGCGAUUCCGAGUGGUGAGCCCUUCCCGUUAUCAAACGGGAAGAAAGACUCUCCUUGGAUGACUCGGGGCUGGACUCUGCAAGAGUGGCUCCUUUCCCCCCGGGUACUUCACUGCGGACGUGAGAGAGUGUGGGAUUGCCACGAGACUUGGCACACAGAGAGUCGUAUGACCUGGACUAGCACGUCGACUUCACCUCUCAAUGACAAUAAAAUUCUGCGAGAUGGCUUGUCAUCUCACAUAGUUGCCAGGAUGUCCCGUCUUGAUCCGGAGACCAGGAAAGGUGGCUUCGACACCCACUGGGCUCGUGUGGUGGAAGACUUUACAUCCAGGACCCUCAGUUGCGAGAUGGAUAAGAUGCCUGCCAUAGCGGGACUUGCAAAAAAGUUCAUGGAACAUGCCCACGUGAAGGCACCCGAUGCCAUAUACCUUGCGGGCCUCUGGUACUACAAGGGUGUCAACCCAUUCCGUGGUGGAGCACAUCCCAUAUCGCAAAUACCAUUAGGAUUACUGUGGAGACGGUCCGGUGCGGGCUUCAUGCGAUCACCCGCUGCGUACAGAGCCCCUUCAUGGAGCUGGGCUGCCUUGGACGGGCCGGUGGAGCUUUUCCGUGUCCAGUGGCCUCUUAUAUCUACCUCAGACAACAAAAACGCGUUCAAGGUGAUAAACCUACUUAAGGUGGAAGCCGCCAAUUGUUUCUUUGACCCACCUGAGUCGUUGUCCCUGGUCCAGACCGCUUGGAUCAUCGCUUCAGGUCACCUGGAGCAAGCUUACACCUACGCUCACGCACCUCAGGACGCUGCGACAAUUCACUCAGGCUAUGCAAACGAUUACCGUCAAACAUUUGUUGUGUUAUAUACUCACCCAAGCCACGAGAAAGCAUACUGGACUGGAAUAUUUGAUGAAUCAUUAGAGACUACUGGCAUAAACUAUGUCGAGGGAAGUCUUUAUCUUUUACAUGUGGCGACAAUCAUUCACAAGUUAGAUGACGGCCAUGUUCUUGAACUGCUCAACCACGCCCUUCUCGUGGAGAUGGUGGGCAGCUUUGAUCAUUUACGUUGCUUCCGCAGGCUGGGGGUCGCCUGGAAUUCCUCCCACAGAAUGGGCAGAGAGGCCGACAGCAUAUCCAGGCCAGCCACAGAGUGGAGCGAUAGGCACAUGCUCAAGGAUUGGGAGACUGAUCGGGUGCGCUUAAUUUGA